Molecule: messenger RNA, 831 nt
Organism: Naegleria lovaniensis
Lineage: Eukaryota; Heterolobosea; Eutetramitea; Acrasida; Naegleriidae
Exons: 1
Coding region: 1-831 (276 amino acids)
Biological process (GO): lipid biosynthetic process
Molecular function (GO): iron ion binding; oxidoreductase activity
Source: RefSeq, a predicted model, not a curated record
AUGACCUAUUCCAUUCAACAACAGCAAGAACAACAAAUAGCUCAUCACUGGUCCAACACUUUGAAUUUAAUGUUUGGUCUCCCAGAUUCUGGCUCAACUUUACAUUAUUGGCUUCUCGUUCCAUUGCUCUUGACUUUAACUUCCAUGUUCAUUACCAUUCUUGCACAGACAUGUGCCCAUUGGUUUUGGGAUGAAAUUGAAUUGAAACCACUCUACAAAAAUCGUCCCAAAAGUAACUCAAUCUUGUAUUAUGUCUUGAAUCAUUCAAUGGCUGCCUUGUUAACUAGUUUUUGUAUUGUCUAUACUAGAUACUAUGGUUCUCUGUAUGAAGACUUUGACAUUUGGCAGAAUGUAUGUUCGUUUUCGAAAAUGUUCGAAACAUGCAUGUAUUUGGUCCAAGUUCUCCUCUGUGUCCUAUUCAUGAUGAUCCUCUAUGAUUUACUAGUUUACCUCUUUCAUCGAACAUGCCAUUCCCAUCCCACGUUAUAUUCCUUGCUUCACAAACAACAUCACGAAAAUAAUUCUCCUCGUGGAAUUCUAGAUGCCAUUUAUGGAGAUGCUUGGGAAAGUACCAUUAUUGCAUUCUUUUCAUGUGGUCAAAUGAUGUUCUUUCCAUUUCCUAUCAGUUCGGUCGUUGUGUUUCUAUUUGUCAUUAGCUUUUUCGUUCAAUGGAAUCAUUCAGGAAGGAAAAUUGUCAUUCCAUAUAUUUACAAUUUUGAAUAUCAUGCAGCUCAUCAUCGAUACUUUAAAGUGAAUUUUUCAGAGCAUGUCAUGUUGUGGGAUUACCUGUUUGGUACUUUACGAUUGAACUAUGAAAGAGAAUCGUAUUGA